AUGAAGUACGAGAUCAGCGGCAUGCCCAUUGGGGACAUCAUCGAAAUGGUUGCCGCCUUGUUGACCAAGAUCACGACAACCAACGAUCUGCAGCAUGACGCACUGCACAGGAAUGCUGCUCAUCAACAAACUGCAGCUAACCACAACAAUGAUGGUGCUACAAUGAGCCCACUUAGCAGUUCUGUUCUGGCAUUUCACGGAAAGAACGUGCCAGCUAUCACCAUUCUCAGCUACCUGAGUCGCAUUCACAAAUAUUGCCCGACGACUUACGAAGUUUUCUUGAGUCUACUCGUCUACUUUGAUCGCAUGACGGAGCGUUCUACAAUACCUACAUCCGCGACAUAUUUUGUGGUAGAUAGUUUCAACAUCCACAGACUGAUUAUUGCCGGUGUGACAUGUGCAAGCAAAUUCUUCUCGGAUGUCUUCUACACCAACUCGAGAUACGCCAAGGUUGGUGGUCUACCUUUAGCCGAGCUCAAUCACCUCGAAUUGCAGUUUCUUAUCUUGAACGAUUUCCGUCUUGCUGUUCCGGUGGAAGAUCUGGAAGCCUAUGCAACAAUGCUAGUCGAGUUCUAUGCGCGGGAGGUUGUUGCACAGAGGGCGCGUCCUGGCUCUAAUGCAGAAUAG
This is a messenger RNA of Truncatella angustata, 627 nucleotides long. RefSeq names its product cyclin-domain-containing protein. Gene Ontology annotation, cellular component: cyclin-dependent protein kinase holoenzyme complex; nucleus. The record is from RefSeq and is a predicted model, not a curated record. Gene Ontology annotation, biological process: regulation of cyclin-dependent protein serine/threonine kinase activity. The transcript has 3 exons. NCBI's taxonomy places the organism in Eukaryota, Fungi, Ascomycota, Sordariomycetes, Amphisphaeriales, Sporocadaceae. The coding region runs from base 1 to 627 and encodes 208 amino acids. Gene Ontology annotation, molecular function: cyclin-dependent protein serine/threonine kinase regulator activity; protein kinase binding.